UUUCAAAGUAAUUUUACGAUGUUUACUGUAGAAAUUAUUCAGAAAAAUGCAAGUACUGAAUCGAAAGAUGAAUUAAUUAAAAACUGUCAACAAUUUUUACACAAAUAUGAAGGAAUUUCUCCAGGAAAAGUUCUAUCUGACUUUAAUGACUUUGAUUAUUUAACAAAUAAUGUAUUAAGUAUUAUUUUGGAUGAGAAGAUCAAAAUUUCUGAUAUUGAAAGUGGUUGCCACAACUUAAGAUGGGUAGUUUAUAGAUUAGAUGGAUUUGGGCCUCAAGAAGAUGUUUUACAAGAUUCCGAUGAAGUUUUAACAUUAUCUACAAAUUGGAUUUUACCAUCUGCUGAUUUACAUUGUUUAUGGGAAAAUUUAAUUUAUGAAAACGAAAUAAAACAGAAUCUAUUAAAAUUUGCUGAAACAACUUUAUUAUUCAGUGCAAAUAAAAUAGAUCAAAAUAUUAUAUCAUCCAAUCGGAUGGUUUUACUUCAUGGUCCACCAGGUACAGGGAAGACAUCAUUAUGUCGAGCAUUUGCUCACAAAGUCGCUGCACGAUUACGAGAUCGUUAUACGAAUGCUCAGUUGAUUGAAAUCAACAGUCAUAGUUUAUUUUCAAAAUGGUUUUCUGAGAGUGGGAAAUUAGUCACCAAAAUGUUUGCACAUAUCCGAGAUGUAUCUGAGGAUGUUAAUUCAUUGGUAUUUGUCUUAAUUGAUGAAGUUGAAUCACUUGCACAUGCUCGUACUCAAGCUCUAUCAGGUACGGAACCAUCAGAUUCUAUCCGUGUAGUAAAUGCAGUAUUAACACAAAUCGAUCAAAUGUGCAAAUAUAACAACGUGUUCAUUUUAACAACAUCAAAUAUGACUGAAGCUAUCGAUUUGGCAUUCGUUAAUCGUGCAGAUAUCAAACAAUUUAUUGCUCUACCAUCAGCGCAUGCUAUAUAUCAAGUUUAUUAUACAUGUUUACAAGAAUUAUUAAGAGUUGGAAUAAUUUCACCUAGAGAUGUAAUUUUACCGCACACUGCUCUCUUAUUAGUUGAAACACAUCCAAAUACUGAUAGUGCUGUUUUAUUAGAAAUAUCACACUUGAGUGUGGGUUUAAGUGGACGUACUUUAAGGAAAAUUCCAUUUUUAGCGCAAGCAUUAUUUUUAAAUAAAAACAAGUCGUCUUUACGUGAAUUUUUAGAAGCUAUGCGAUUGGCUGUUCUCAAACAUAUCGAAGAUACUAAUUCAAUUGAAUCGAAAUAA
Molecule: messenger RNA, 1239 nt
Organism: Chrysoperla carnea
Lineage: Eukaryota; Metazoa; Arthropoda; Insecta; Neuroptera; Chrysopidae
Gene: pch2
Product: pachytene checkpoint protein 2 homolog
Exons: 6
Coding region: 19-1239 (406 amino acids)
Biological process (GO): meiotic recombination checkpoint signaling; reciprocal meiotic recombination
Cellular component (GO): nucleus; chromosome
Molecular function (GO): ATP binding; ATP hydrolysis activity
Source: RefSeq, a predicted model, not a curated record